Messenger RNA from Colletotrichum spaethianum, 462 nucleotides. RefSeq names its product pterin-4-alpha-carbinolamine dehydratase. Gene Ontology annotation, biological process: tetrahydrobiopterin biosynthetic process. Gene Ontology annotation, molecular function: 4-alpha-hydroxytetrahydrobiopterin dehydratase activity. The coding region runs from base 1 to 462 and encodes 153 amino acids. The transcript is spliced from 3 exons. The record is from RefSeq and is a predicted model, not a curated record. NCBI's taxonomy places the organism in Eukaryota, Fungi, Ascomycota, Sordariomycetes, Glomerellales, Glomerellaceae.
AUGUCGACAACAUCCGCCGCCCCGGCCCAGGCCAAGGCCCGCUUCUCUCAGGGCUCCGACGAGGCCUCGCUGUCCUCGACGCUGGAGACGCUGCUGGGAGAGGGACGCUGGGCGCUCGUGAACGACGGCGAGGCCGUCGAGAGGAGCUUCAAGUUUAAGAACUUUGCGAAGACGUGGGACUUCAUGACGGCCGUGAGCCUGCAGUGUAAAACACACAACCAUCACCCCGAGUGGUCCAACGUCUACAACACAACCUUCAUCCGCUGGACGACGCAUAACCCAAAGGGCCUGUCGGACAAGGACCUCAAGCUAGCCUUGCUCUGCGACGCCCUGGCCAAGGACUUUGGCGAGGUCGAGGCGCCGCCGGCCGUCGAGGGGGAGGCUGCCGUCAGCUGCGGCAUCCGGGGUCUGGCUGACAAGGCCGCGGGCACGGCAGGAGACUGCUGCACGCCAAAGAAGUGA